AUGAAGGUUUCAUUAUCAACACCAUUCACUGGCAUACCAUUAUGGGUUUUGAUUGUGGCAGUUUCAAUAUCAGCAUUCAUUGUUGUGACAUGCAUCAUUUUGUGCUUUUGCUUCGUAUAUUAUCCUCGUAAAAAACCAUACAAACCUCGUUUUUCUUUACCUAAAUCAAUAGCAUGCAAGCACCACAAUGAUGAUUUUAGCUCUUCCUCUCUUGACAAGAGGUUACUAUCAGCAUCAGGGAAUGUCUCAGAACAUAGUAUGAACUUUCAGAAGUUGUCAUCGGGUUAUUACAAUCAUGAGUUGUUCAUACCUGGUCAGUUUUAUCCAAUGGGAUAUGACAGUUCAAAUGAUAGGUAUUUGGAAGGUUUGGGAUCAAAAGGUAAGUUAUGUUGCACAGUCAAUGAUAAAAGUAAAGGGUGGAACUUUAGCCUUAAGGAGAUAGAGGAUGCUACCAAUGGAUUUUCUAAAGAAAAUGAGCUUGGAAGUGGAGAUAAUGGGAUUGUAUAUCUUGGUUUGUUACCAAGUAAUAGACAAGUGCUAGUGAAGAGGCUAGUAUGUAAAAGUCACCAACCUGAGGAAAUUUUUGCAUCCCAAAUGGAAGCAAUUGGACUUGCAAGGCACAAUAACCUGGUCAAAUUACUUGGAUAUUGUGCAGAGGAUGCUUACAGGAUGUCAGUUUCUGAAUAUGUAGAACAUGAAAGUCUGCACCACUGGCUUCAUGAAUUUCCUGCACAAAUCAGCCCUCUAACAUGGGAUAUAAGAAAGAACAUAAUUCACGGUGUGGCAAAAGGACUGGCAUACCUUCAUGAUGAAGUUAAACCAAAGAUUCUCCAUGGCAGCUUAAAAACUAGUAAUAUUUUGCUGGACCACAAAUGGAAUCCAAAAAUAUCUGAUUUUGGCCUUGUUGAGGUUCUCAGUUCCAAAAGGAGUCACAUUAUACUUGAAGUGGAAGCAUUGGGCUCCAGUUAUGAAGCUCCAGAUUGUCAUGCAAGUAGUAACUUAACUGAGGGUAAUGAUAUUUAUGAUUUUGGAUUACUUAUUAUGGAGAUUGUAUCAGGAAAAUUCCCUUCAUAUCACGGCCAUACACAGACUAAUAUAGUGGACUGGUUCAAAUCAAUGAUUUCCAAUGGGAAGAUGGAGAAUGCAAUUGAUUCAAAAUUGCUUAAAAUGCCUUCUUCCAAGGCACUUAAACAGGUUGCUUUGGUUGCUCUAAGAUGUGUAGAUCCUGAUGUGAAUCCUAGACUCAAGAUGAGAGAUGUGGUUUGCAUGCUUGAAACCAACAUUCUUCUAUUUGAGGAACGUCAAAUUGCCAUGAAGACUUUAGAAGCCAAUCACUGUACAGAAAAUCAGAAAAAAAUAGGUGAUACCAAGAUGUAA
Molecule: messenger RNA, 1377 nt
Organism: Vigna angularis (adzuki bean)
Lineage: Eukaryota; Viridiplantae; Streptophyta; Magnoliopsida; Fabales; Fabaceae
Product: probable serine/threonine-protein kinase At1g01540
Exons: 7
Coding region: 1-1377 (458 amino acids)
Biological process (GO): protein phosphorylation
Molecular function (GO): ATP binding; protein kinase activity
Source: RefSeq, a predicted model, not a curated record